Molecule: messenger RNA, 1218 nt
Organism: Ziziphus jujuba (common jujube)
Lineage: Eukaryota; Viridiplantae; Streptophyta; Magnoliopsida; Rosales; Rhamnaceae
Exons: 4
Coding region: 190-1023 (277 amino acids)
Source: RefSeq, a predicted model, not a curated record
CACAACGCAGAGAGAGCUGCAGCAAGAGCAAAUACACUGUCCAAGGCUAGGGCUCUCGGCACUUAUAGACUCUCUCUCUCUCUCUCUCUCUGUCUCUCUCUCUCUCCACGUCUUCACUGUGACCUGGGAAGGAAAAAACACAGCAAAUUCAAAGGUCUAGCUUUGAAGUUGGGUUGAUGAGUUAAAAGAAUGAGAAGGCAAGGACAGUAUGGUGACCCAGUUGCCAACACAUUUGUUGGUGGUGGGCAAAUGCAUCAUAUGUCUGUUCAGGGGAUUGACAAUAAUAAAUCUGUUCAAUUUGAAGGGAGGCUGGAGGCCUUUACCCCUGAGAGGGAUAGUAAUCCAUACGCAAAUGUAGAGGGACAAUGGAGAUGGGAAAGAGAUGGAUCAAAAUUGCCAAAUUCCAUUCAGCCUCAUAUGUUAAACAAAGGUCAAGAUGGUGAUAUAACAAGAUCCUACUUUCAGGGUCAAAGGACUGAUCCGAAGCUGGCUUUAGAGAAACAAAGCAACAAUGAUGCUAGAUCUCAACCUGUUAAUGAAGAUAUGGAUAUUGGAUAUGAGGACAAUCCUAUUUCACAGACGUUUGAAGGUCUUGAGCAGAAAUUCUUUGAUGACAUAAUGCAGCUCGCCAAGGAACAGAGCAAUGCUGAGGAUGCAGAAAAUGCUAGACACAGAGAGAAAAUCUAUGCAAUUAAUAUUCAAUAUGAGGAACAACUAGCAGCACUUCGAGCCUGGCAUGCCAGUCGCAGAGAUGACUUCCUUCGUAGGGAAUCGAGCGCACGUCAACAGCAAUACCAGGAAGCCAUGGUGGAUCAUUUUUCUAAUCAUCCUCGCAGUUAUAGGGGAAAUGCUGGCUCAGCCUCAGCUAGUGUGACAGACACACACCGAGGUUAUGAUGCCAAUCAAUAUGAUUCCUACAGAGAGCGAGCUCGGUUUCUUGGUGGUGGGAGGGAACAUGGAUUUGAGCCAAGAGGUCCAUAUCCUGGAGGCCGUGUUUAUGACACCGGCUCGCGCUACUACUAGUUUAGUGGUGUUUACUAACUGUAUUGCUAGUUUCUUCAAGACAGAGUUUUUGCCAUUGCUAUAGUACUAACACAUUCAUCCUCUAAUUUAUUAUGCAGUCCUGGUAUUUGUAAUGCAAUGUUUAGUAACUUGUCAAAGAAAAUUAAUGUAUGGUUGUAUAAUUUUACAUAUACAUAAACUCACUUUGGUGCCAUA